Messenger RNA from Epinephelus moara (kelp grouper), 589 nucleotides. RefSeq names its product type-2 ice-structuring protein-like. Lineage: Eukaryota; Metazoa; Chordata; Actinopteri; Perciformes; Serranidae. The record is from RefSeq and is a predicted model, not a curated record. The transcript has 3 exons. The coding region runs from base 69 to 299 and encodes 76 amino acids.
ACUGCAAGAACUUGAAGUCACACCUUGCAUCAGUGCACAAUCACCAUGAGUAUCAGUUCAUUCAGAAGAUGAUACGGACAAUCACUCAGAGUAAUGGUGAAACCUGGAUUGGAGGCUCUGACUGCCAGCAGAAAGACACUUGGCUCUGGAGCGAUGGCAGUAUUUUCUUCUGGACAUUCUGGUGUGCAGGGCAACGGAAUACUUCAGGCUGUCUUCAGAUGAAUCAUGGAGGUGAAGAUUGUUGGCAUGAAGAUCAGUGUUCCUCCACACUGCCAUCUGUCUGUGCCUACAGCCUGUAGUAGCUCCUGUGCUGACACACAGAGACAUGUUGGACCAACCACACACACAAACAUCUGCUGUAGGAGUAACAGUGUGUUUGUCUCUGUGCCAUCAGUCUCAUGCUUAAUCACAUCUUUGAUUCUCUGUUUGGCUGUAACGCUGCUGAAGGGACGAAGCGACAAGAGACAUAAACAGGAGCUGGACUUCCUCUUUGUUCUUCAAUAAGAGGAGACUGAAUGUGUUAUGAAACGAACGCUUUAGCACAAACCAAUUUAUGAUGCACAAUUAAAAAGCUGGAGCAUUUAAACAG